Messenger RNA from Callorhinchus milii (elephant shark), 5050 nucleotides. RefSeq names its product lethal(3)malignant brain tumor-like protein 1. Gene Ontology annotation, molecular function: protein binding; zinc ion binding. Gene Ontology annotation, cellular component: nucleus. Gene Ontology annotation, biological process: regulation of DNA-templated transcription. Lineage: Eukaryota; Metazoa; Chordata; Chondrichthyes; Chimaeriformes; Callorhinchidae. The record is from RefSeq and is a predicted model, not a curated record. The transcript is spliced from 23 exons. Bases 290 to 3040 code for a protein of 916 amino acids.
GUGUGUAGUGUGUGCAUGUUGUAUGUGUGUGUGUGUGUGAGAGGGUUUGGCAUUACACCAGCUGGUGCAGUGUCUCUGCUCUGCUCUCUGUGGUGCUGGUGGUGUGUGUGGGGGAAUCAUUGAAACAUUGUAAUAAUAUGUUGCUGUUUUUUUUCGUUGCUUUUCCUGCAGUUUUGCUGAACACGGAAGUCACACAUUUUAGAGAAACGGAAGCACUUUGUUUUUAAUACCGAUGAAAGUUGCAUGUGUUUGGUUUCCCCUCAGUUGAUCCUCGAGAGGAGGGAGAAGGAUGAUUGCUCCUGAUGAGCUGAAAGCCACUGCGGGCAAUACAGCUGCUGAGAAGAGCCGGCGAAUAGGAUCUGAUGCCAUCACCGCAGAAACAAUGAGUGACGUCAGUCAACCCCUCAAUCUAACAGUGAGCAAUUCAGAUGGAGGAAAGAUGUCUGAAGAAAAGGAGUGGCAGACGACACCAAUCAAAAUUGAAAGAAUCGAUGAAGAACCCGAGACGAGCAACACAACAGAUGGAAAGGACUUUGAUAUAUAUGAUGCCAUGGAAUGGAACAAUGGAGUGGGCACCUUACCUGGCAGUGAACUAAAGUUCCGAAUGAAUGAGUUUGGGACCCUGGAGAUUAUUACUACUGAAGAGCAGGAUGGAGAAGCCACUCCAGAAGUUGUUACUGAGACGCCAAUUAAAAAGAAUAGCUCCCACAAUGUUGCUACAGACCCUCAAGACAUUACUGAAGGUGAUUGCACAAAUGACUUGUCUCACAUGGAAGGUAUCUGCUGCUGUGAAAACUGUGGACGGUAUGGAACAGUGGAGGAGUUCAACCAAAGUGUCCGCUUUUGUAGCACUCGCUGUCAGCAGCAGUACAAAGAAAAGCAGCCUAUUAAACACAGCGCGCCAGUAAAGCGAAAUGCUGGACCAAUACUGAAACGUGUGAAGAAAAGGAAGAGGAAAACGAGUGUGAGCCCAAAAGAAGACUCUGGGGAAGAUUUUGAAAAUGGCUAUAUGGAGGAAAUACAAAGUGAUUGGAAAAUGAAGAUUAAAACGCCUGGUGUGCUCAAUAACCACGGCAACCUCAAAUAUAGUCGACUUUCUGACCCAGAUUCCAAGCUCCCGAAACAGGCAGCAUCACUUUCUGGAAACAAGAAGGCAUGGUCCUGGGUACAGUAUCUAGAGGAAGAAAAGGCGAUUGCAGCACCCACCAAACUGUUUAAAGAGUUCCAAACGUUUCUACAGAUUAAAAAUGGGUUUAAAGUAGGAAUGAGGUUAGAGGGUGUUGACCCACGCCACCCGUCCAUGUUUUGUGUGGUGUCAGUGUCAGAGGUGUGUGGUUAUCGUUUGAGGCUUCAUUUUGACGGAUAUUCUGAGUGCUUUGACUUCUGGAUCAACAUUGACUCACCUGAUAUCCAUCCUGUAGGAUGGUGUGAGAAGACGAACCGGAAAUUAUACCCACCUAAAGACUGUAAAGAAGAGGAAUUUAACUGGUCUAACUACCUGAAAGUGUGCAAGGCCCAGGCAGCCCCAAAGAAUUUAUUUAAACAUCACAACACAACUGUUACUCCUUCAGGAUUUCGAGUUGGUAUGAAGUUGGAGGCUGUUGACAGAAAGAAUCCUUCACUCAUCUGUGUUGCUACAGUGACCGACAUGAUAGAAAAUCGCUUUUUGGUGCAUUUUGAUAACUGGGACGACACAUACGAUUACUGGUGUGAUGCUGGCAGUCCGUCCAUCCAUCCGGUGGGUUGGUGUCAGGAACAGAACAAACCACUUACUGCUCCUCAAGGUAUCUUUAUUUUAGGAUAUCCUGAUCCAGAAAAUUUCUCUUGGAAAAAGUAUUUAGAAGAGACGGGUGCUUCUCCAGCUCCAGCUCGCGCUUUCAAAACAAGGGCACUGCACGGGUUCCAGGUGAAUAUGAAACUUGAAGCUGUGGAUAAACGUAACCCAAUGUUGAUUCGGGUCACCACAAUUGUUGAUGUUGACGAUCAACGGAUAAAGAUCCAUUUUGAUGGGUGGAGUCACGAUUAUGACUAUUGGCUUGAUGCAGAGCACCCUGAUCUCCACCCUGCGGGAUGGUGUACCAAAACAGGCCACUUGCUACAGCCUCCACUCACUUCGCAAGACCUCAUGACUGCUCCGAUUCCAGGAGGGUGUCCAACACCUGGAUGUAAAGGAAUGGGUCACAUCAAAGGUGCUCGAUACACCGGCCAUCAUAGUGCCUUUGGCUGCCCUUAUUCAGAAAUCAACAUGAAGAAAGAAUUGACACUUCAGGACCGACUGGGAGGAGAGAAACAGAUGGCUUUGGUACCAAUCCCUUUCCCCCCAGGAACUAAACGGCUGGAUAGUAACGACUUAGGUGGAAAGCCAGAGGGGUGUGUUAAUGAGACAAGAAAAUGCCCCACUCCUGGAUGCAAUGGAUCUGGUCACAUAACUGGGAAGUAUAAUGGCCACCACCGGCCCUCUGGUUGUCCCCUCGCAGAACAAAAUCAGAUUAAGAUCAAACUAGAGCCACAGGAUGAUGAAGGGCCUCAAGAAAAUAACUCAAUGUUAAUGUUUGCACAGGGCAGAAAGACGAAGCAUCAAGGAAGGAUAUCACGGGCGGCUAAGUAUCUGAAAAUGAAGGAGGAAGAGGAUGAUAUUGACCUGCAUAGUCUACUAAUCAAAGACCUUUCUGUCGACAGUAUGCAGCAAGCCCUUCACCAGUCUGUCUUCAUGUCAGCCAUGUCUGCUCACCCAGCUCGUGAUCUCCCACUCUGCUGGGAGCAGCACUGCAAGCUACUGCCUGGAGUGGUGAACUUCCAAGCCAGCAAAGUAUCCAAAUGGAGUACUGAUGAGGUUGCAAACUUUGUACAGACACUCCCAGGUUGUGAUCAACAAGCAAAGAUCUUCAAAGAAGAGCAAAUUGAUGGAGAAGCAUUUCUAUUGCUGACGCAAACAGACAUAGUUAAGAUAAUGAGCAUCAAACUCGGCCCAGCACUUAAGAUCUACAACUCCAUCUUAAUGUUUAAAAAUGCAGAAGAAGGGGUAACCCCGACGGUAUAGUAGAUAAAGCUGCAGUUUACGGACCAGGAGUUUGCUGGUUCUCAGCCAGGGCUGCAUGGGGAGGCUAAAUUGGCCCCAGCCUUCCCAGGGUUAAGGAAGGGGGAAAACCAACCUGGGUUCCUGCUCUUGGUCCCUCUACAGGUAGUACAUGCGUGUGGCAACCAAGUGUGGAGAGGUCAAGUUCGACUGUGAUGCCAUCUACAGUCGAGUGUCCUGCCGACACUCAUUGUCAAGCCUCACUCAUGAGUCAUGGCUAUUGGAAUUGCACCCCAGCAAGAAGAGGCCAACCAAGAGCAGAGAGGCAUGUGCCAGUGGGGGUGGGGAGGAUUGACAUCAAGGGUUGGAAAUUGUAGGUUAAAAAUAAAAUGCUAUUCAUCUCUGUCAGUUACAAAGAGAGGUAAUCAUCAUCAGUCACAAAGAGAAUACAUUUAUCAGUAAUAUUAACAGGGUAUAUUUCAUAAAUGCUUUUGAAGCAAGGUUUCUAUACGUGCUGAGAUAUUAAUGGUUUUAAAAAUAUUUUAAGUUAUAAGUGCUUGUUAUUAAAAUAUGUUAAAGGGUUUGAAGUCAUUAACGUGUGAAGUUAUAUAACACGAAAAUACGUUUUGAAGUUGCACUAAUGUAGUAUCAAUCUAAUAAGUUUGUCAUGUAAUUAAGAUCAAAUUACAAGUUUUGCCAUACUGCAAAUUGUUUUUAAGAAUAACUACUGAAGUUUGUUAAGACUACAUGACUGUCAAUGAGAGAAUGUGUUGUUUGUUCUAAGUCGGAAAAAUGGGUGUAUACACUUUAAAGGCGUGAAGAGUUAAUCUGGAUGUUACUCAAAUGUUAGAGCAUACCUGACGACAAUCCAUAAUCAAAGCACAUUAAUGUAAAGCCACAGUAAUCACAUUAAGAUGUAGUAUUGAAAUACAACUCUGUUAAUGUAGGCUGUUGAGCACAACCAUAACAAAGCAUAUUGUUCUGUAUUUGCUUAAUUAUUUAGGUAGUGAAAAUACAAUUGUAAAUUUAGUUGGUUUGAUUCACACAGUUUGUACCAUUGUCUCUAGACUCAUUGGAUAUUGGGGGGAGGGGAGGUGGCAUGAGCUAUUCUAACCACAUAUGAAGACGUGUGACUAGAAAACAAAUUGAAAUGACCUGGCAUAAAUGUACCUGUAUUCAGUCCAACCCAUCAUACACUUUCUCCCUCCACUGCCACGAUAUUGCCUGUCCUGCACACAGAAUGAUGGGUAAGACACAUCACCAAAAUGUUGCAGUUCUUUUAUUUGGUCCAAUGCGUACUGCCCACAGACGCUUCCAUAGAAGAAGAAAACAUGAUUUUAUAAGCUUAAUUAAAUAAAAGAACUUUUAACUUUGUACCAAAAAAAAAUUACCAGGACAUAACCUGACAGGAUAAUGCCCCUUUUUGGACAUAAGCAGGCCUGACAGGUUAAAGUCUGAGUCAACUUGUCAAUUGUAUUAUUUCACAUCAAUGCCAUAUAACAACAACAAACAACAACAACUUGCACUUAUAUAGACAAUUUGCACAUAUCCAAUGAGUUUGCAGUGCGUCCUUUAUUUUUCUGUAAUUCAGAAUCACGGAAGAAAGAAAUAUUGCAGAAAGAUGAAUGAGUUGAAACCAUCCUGUGUUCAAGUUAAAGAGUACAAAUGAAGCUGUACUGUUCUCUAGUGUUUCAUAGACCUCUAUCACAAUUUCCAUGACCUAUUAAGAGUUUCUACUGUAUUGAAAAAUUAAUCCUAAAUGGAUAAAGUGCACUAUUGCUCUACGAUAGAAGUACUCCUUACAUUGCUCUGAGCUAAAUAAUAAAGUAGUGAUUUUUUUAGGUAAUUGUCUUUAGAAGCAAUAGACAUGGUGGUAUGUUACAUGCUUGUGUAAAGUGGUUGCUUUAUAAUGUGUGCAUAUUUUGUACUGUAUUGUUUCCAGUGUAGUUAGUAGUGCAUUACAGUUGUGAAUGAGUUUCUUAUUCAUGUUUGCACAGUUCAAUCAUUCCAAAAUGUGAUCCUUUGCCUUUGAAA